Messenger RNA from Homarus americanus (American lobster), 1347 nucleotides. Its product is annotated as glycine-rich protein DOT1-like. Bases 62 to 1135 code for a protein of 357 amino acids. Gene Ontology annotation, cellular component: chitin-based extracellular matrix. Lineage: Eukaryota; Metazoa; Arthropoda; Malacostraca; Decapoda; Nephropidae. The transcript has 3 exons. The record is from RefSeq and is a predicted model, not a curated record. Gene Ontology annotation, molecular function: structural constituent of chitin-based larval cuticle.
AUAUAAGCGUCGGGUCACUUGAGAAGCUCCACACUCACUCUCGAUUGUCUUUCAGGCCAACAUGAUCUCGAAGGCGGUGUUGUGUGCCUUGGUGGUGGUUGUGGGAGCCGCGGAGCUCCCAUCUACCUCUUACGGCCCACCUAGGAGAGGCAGUGGAGGUUCUCCUGCUGGAGGCUUUGGGGGCGCACCUGGUGGGGGCUUCGGGGGUGCACCUGGUGGGGGUUUCGGAGGUGCACCUGGUGGGGGUUUCGGAGGUGCACCUGGUGGGGGUUUCGGAGGUGCACCUGGUAGUGGGGGCUUUGGGGGCGCACCUGGUAGUGGGGGCUUUAGGGGUGCAGGUAGCGGAGGUUUCGGAAGCUCGGCUACUGGAGGAUUCGGAGGAGCUGGCGGAGGCUUUAGAGGCGCAGCGAGUGGAGGCUUCGGGGGUGCAGCAAGUGGAAGCUCUGCCAGGGGAAGCUACCAACCUUCAGGUCCUGUAGUCCCCAUCCUGAGGGACGAGCGUCAGGGACCUGAUGAGUUCGGCAACUACAACUUCGAGUUCGAGACUGGUGACGGCAUCAGUCGUCAUGAGCAGGGCGCCCCCCAGGGGGAGACUGGCGCCGUGGCGUCUCAGGGAGGAUGGUCGUUUACGUUCCCUGAUGGAACUCCCGCUGUCUUCAACUUCGUAGCAGACGAGUACGGCUACCGCGUGGAGUCUGACCUGCUGCCCACGCCCCCGCCCCUCCCCGCCCACGCCAUCGCCCAGAUCGAGAAGGCUCGUCAGGAGGACGCCGCCGCGGCUGCUUCAGGUGGACGUGGAUCAUAUGGAGGCUCAACUGGCGGAGGCUUCGGAGGGUCAACUGGUGGAGGCUUCGGAGGUUCAACUGGCGGAGGCUUCGGAGGCUCAACUGGUGGAGGCUUCGGAGGUUCAACUGCGGGUGGCUUUGGAGGGUCAACUGGUGGAGGCUUUGGAGGCUCAACUGGUGGAGGCUUUGGAGGCUCAGCUGGUGGAGGCUUCGGAGGUUCAACUGGUGGAGGCUUUGGAGGCUCAACUGGUGGAGGCUUCGGAGGUUCAACUGGUGGAGGCUUCGGAGGCUCUGGUGCAGCCAGCGCCCCUCGUCCUCAGACUCCCAGCAGGUUCUACGGCGCCCCUUGAGUCUCUUCAUCCUGUAUCUGUUGACAUGAUUCUAUAAGACUCCUACCUUGAAGUCCUUCAGCACAGAUUACUUCCUCACUUUAGGUAUCCUUCAGUUGUGUUGGUCACAUCCUGCUGGGUCUUCCUCCUCCCACCACUGUCAUGUCAACACAGCCUCAUGUUACCCCGAGGCUCUGUUUACCUUACCGGAUAUAUCCACCAUACGCUUAUUA